UGACUCGUCUGAAGACUUCAAACACUGCAAAGAUCAACGCUGGUUGAUUGCCCGGAACACAGGUUCUAAGAAUGUGGAGCUGGUUGUACUGUUUACUUGCAGCUGCCUCAUUCUUCAUGACGUCCUCAAUGGCACAACAGAAUUCUUCAGAAAUCCCUAAGUUUGAAUCAGAAACUGAUAAACAGAUACUAGACGUCAUUCUAGAUCGUAAAAGAUAUGAUUCUCGCGUGAGACCAAGUAAUAAAACGUUAGUUAACGUUACCGUCCUGAUAUUAUCUCUUUCAUCGCCAGAUGAGUCUAGUCUAAAGUACGAAGUGGAGUUCCUGCUGCACCAGGCCUGGGAAGAUCCUCGUCUGAGGUACGAAGACAACGGCCGGUACAGGUACCUGAACGGUAUCUCCCACUUCCAGUCCCUUUGGACGCCAGACAUCUACUUCAUCAAGCAUGGAGAGUUCAAGGCCCCCCUCGCACAAGUGCAUAUGGCCCUUAAAAUCUUCAACAACGGCUCCGUCCGAUACAUAACCAGGAGAAGCAUGAUUUUAAAUUGUCAAGGGAAUCUCCAGAUUUUUCCUUUCGAUAAUCCUAAGUGCCCUUUUGCUAUUGAGAGCGUUUCUCACGAAAUAUCCGAGAUGGAGCUGAUGUGGGAACCGGGGGUGAUGCCAAUUAGUGGAGCUACUUCUCUGCGAUACCACAAUGCCUACCUGGUCAAGAACGUCACAGACGAAUGCAAUUCUCACCACACGUGGAGAGGAAGCUACAGUUGCCUUUUUGUCCUCCUCGUCUUCACGCGAGACAAAAUAUUUUAUUUCAGCACAGUCUUCGGCCCUGGUGUCGUCCUAGUGACAAGUUCCUUCAUCAGCUUCUGGCUGGAUAUCAACGCCGUGCCCGCCAGAGUCAUGAUCGGAGUGACCACGAUGUUGAACUUUUGCACGACGACCAACAGCUUCCGUUCCACCCUGCCCGUGGUCUCCAACCUGACGGCCAUGAACCUGUGGGAUGGCGUCUGCAUGUUCUUUAUCUACGCUUCGAUGCUGGAGUUCAUCAUCGUCAACUACCUGUACAGGAGGUACCCGCACAGGACCCCUUCCUCUGCGGCCGGAAUCACGGGAGAAGGGCUGAGGGCGCAGUCUUCGAGUUUGGGACGAUGGUGUGCGAAUUACGAAACAGGAGGGUUAAAAGACAACAACAGCAACGACCCAGGAAUAACAAGAGAUCACGUGUCUGCAUCCCGCGAAGUCAUGCAAGGUUUGGACAUUGAAGACAGGCGAACACCCAUUCUCUCACUUUUCGGGUGGUUGAAGAGGCCGCAACCUAUAAUCCCUGCCAAUUACAACCGACAGAGAUUGUCUAAAAAUAUUGACAAAGUUUCCAAAAUCCUCUUUCCUUUGUCCUUCGGUACCUUUGUCUCAGCUUACUUCUUGACGUACGCGGUCAUCAAGCCGACGCAUUCUGAAAAUUGGGAGCUUCUAAGUAACGGGUAUACGAACUAAUGUUUUGAUUCAGAUGUCAAGAAAAAAAAAAAAUUCUGCUGGCACAUUUGACCCUAUACUGCGUUUACGGGAAAGAUAGACUAGAUGUAAACAAAAGAAAAAAAAACGCCAUUUGGCUUCGUCAAUCAUCUGUUUGGCGUAGACUAACAUAACGAAUCGGUGCCAAGCGGAUGGCGAAUAUUAGUUUACUUUCUUUUUUUUUUCAUGCCAGAGAAAAUCCCCAAAAGAGACAAACCUUCUGGCAACCCAUUUUUUUUAAACUUUCAGUCUAU
Messenger RNA from Uloborus diversus, 1762 nucleotides. RefSeq names its product glutamate-gated chloride channel-like. The transcript is spliced from 9 exons. Gene Ontology annotation, biological process: chloride transmembrane transport; regulation of membrane potential; nervous system process. The record is from RefSeq and is a predicted model, not a curated record. Gene Ontology annotation, molecular function: neurotransmitter receptor activity; extracellular ligand-gated monoatomic ion channel activity; transmembrane signaling receptor activity. Bases 72 to 1490 code for a protein of 472 amino acids. Gene Ontology annotation, cellular component: membrane; neuron projection; synapse. Lineage: Eukaryota; Metazoa; Arthropoda; Arachnida; Araneae; Uloboridae.